This is a messenger RNA of Cucurbita pepo subsp. pepo (vegetable marrow), 3126 nucleotides long. It is a transcript of the gene CSLC6, whose product is annotated as Cellulose-synthase-like C6. Gene Ontology annotation, cellular component: Golgi apparatus. The record is from RefSeq and is a predicted model, not a curated record. NCBI's taxonomy places the organism in Eukaryota, Viridiplantae, Streptophyta, Magnoliopsida, Cucurbitales, Cucurbitaceae. Gene Ontology annotation, molecular function: glycosyltransferase activity.
AAAAAUGGAAGCGUGGAGAAUUGGAGCGCAGACAAAGCAAUAGAUUACUCUAUCCAACGCAUACAGUGGCGCAAAGCAGCGCGUGAAGGCUCGCGUAAGGUCCAUUUUCAGAAUCUCGCAUUCGCACAUGGCCUGCCUGCCGGCCUUCUUCACUCCUACAUUCAUUCAUCAAAUUCUGCAUCUAAGUUUUUACAUUUCACUUUCCCAUUAGGAAAAAACCAUCAAAAACACCAACUGUAAAGGAACAAAGGGGAAAAAUACCGUGUGUUUAUCUGCUAUUUCCAGCGCAGCUUCCAUUUCUGUCUCAUCUACUCAAGUUUCUUCCAUUUUUGUUUCUGGGUUUUGCUUGGUAUGAUGAAUUAUUGAUUCCCAUUGAUCGAAAAGGAGAUUUAGAGAUCUGGGUCUUGUGAUUUUGUUAGGGUUUUUUUCUGGGUUUUGCUUGGCAAGAUGAAUUACUGAUUCCCUUUGAUCGAAGAGGAGAUUUAGAGAUCUGGGUCUUGUGAUUUUGUUAGUUUUCUUUUCUGGGUUUUGCUUGGCAUGAUGAAUUACCGAUUCCCAUUGAUUGAAGAAGAGAAUUAGAGAUCUGGGUCUUGUGAUUUUGUUGGUUUUUCUUCUUGAUUUCUGGGUUUCUGAAUGUCUCGAACACCGAAUUAUGAGUUCCAAGAAUGGUGGAACAAGCAAAGAGACAGGAACCAUGACGAACUCUUGCUGGAAAAGUCCGACAACUUAUCGACUUCGCCUGCAUUUCUCUCCGUUGAGAUCCGGAGUUCUGGGAGCCCUGGAGAUCGGAUGGCCGAUAAGGACCGAGCGAGGACCAGGAGUGCCCGCCAGAUUUCGUGGGUUUGGCUGUUGAAAUUCCAGCAGAUUGCUGGUUCAUUGGCUUCAAUCACGAAUGGUAUCGUUUAUCUAGUCCGCACUGCCAAUCGUCGGAUUUCAUCGCCCGAUUCACCAGCUGAUUCAGCCACGUCUCGGCUCUACAGGAUUAUCAAAGUGUUCUUGAUUGUAGUGCUUCUAUUGCUCGUUUUUGAGCUUGUGGCGUACUUCAAUGGCUGGCAUUUCAGCCCCCCUUCUGUGAGUUCUGCUUCUGCGGAGGUGCUUGGAUUCAUAGGGUUUCUCUAUGCUAAUUGGCUUCAGAUUCGGGGAAAUUACCUGUCUCCAUCGCUGCAAUGCUUGAUCAAUCUAUGCAUUGUAUUGUUCCUGAUCCAGUCAGUGGAUCGUUUGCUUCUAAUGCUGGGGUGUUUUUGGAUCAAGUUCAGGCGAUUGAAGCCCGUUGCGGCGUUCGAGUACUCUUCCACGGGCGAAAACGCUGCUAGUCCUGAGGAUUAUCCAAUGGUAUUGGUGCAGAUUCCCAUGUGCAACGAGAGGGAGGUUUAUCAACAAUCUAUUGCAGCUGUUUGUAUCCAGGACUGGCCAAAGGAUAAAAUGCUCAUACAGGUUUUAGAUGAUUCUGAUGAGCUAGAUGUUCAACAACUUAUCAAGGCUGAAGUACAAAAAUGGCAACAGAGAGGUGUCCGGAUAUUGUAUAGACACCGCCUCAUACGUACGGGCUACAAGGCAGGGAAUCUCAAAUCUGCCAUGGGGUGCGAUUACGUUAAAGAUUACGAGUUCGUGGCCAUCUUUGAUGCAGAUUUUCAGCCUGGACCAGACUUUUUAAAGAAAACUAUUCCACAUUUUAAGGGGAAUGAUGAACUUGCAUUGGUCCAAACAAGGUGGUCGUUCGUGAACAAGGACGAAAACUUGCUCACGAGAUUGCAGAACAUAAAUCUAUCCUUCCAUUUCGAGGUCGAGCAGCAAGUUAAUGGCAUGUUCAUCAAUUUCUUUGGUUUCAAUGGAACUGCUGGAGUCUGGAGAAUUAAAGCUCUGGAAGAAUGCGGGGGCUGGUUAGAAAGAACAACGGUCGAGGACAUGGAUAUUGCAGUCCGUGCUCAUCUUUGUGGCUGGAAAUUCAUAUAUCUAAAUGAUGUGAAGUGCCUUUGUGAACUUCCAGAAUCAUACGAAGCGUACAAGAAACAACAGCACCGGUGGCAUUCGGGCCCGAUGCAGCUAUUUCGUUUGUGCUUCUUUGAUGUACUGAAAUCAAAGGUGAGCUGGAAGAAGAAAGCUAAUUUGAUCUUUCUGUUCUUCCUCUUGCGAAAGCUCAUCCUUCCCUUCUAUUCCUUUACCUUAUUCUGCAUAAUUCUCCCCCUUUCCAUGUUCCUUCCAGAAGCUCAUCUUCCAGCUUGGGUUGUUUGCUAUGUGCCCGGAAUCAUGUCCAUCUUAAAUAUUCUUCCUGCACCGCGUUCGUUUCCGUUCUUAGUCCCCUAUCUUCUAUUCGAAAACACUAUGUCCGUUACCAAAUUCAAUGCCAUGAUAUCGGGGUUGUUCCGCUUUGGAAGUUCGUAUGAAUGGAUAGUAACAAAGAAACUAGGAAGAUCAUCUGAAAACAAUCUUGUUGCUUUGGAAAAAGAACUAGAACCUCUAGUUGAGGGUACGAGUCUUCAUCGAUCUUCCUCGGAAUCAGGUCUGCAGGAAUUGACCAAGCUCGAGAUAUCGAAAAAAGUAGGGAAAAACAAACGAAAUCGUCUGUACAGGAAGGAAUUGGCUCUUGCAGUCAUUUUGUUGACUGCCUCAGUGAGAAGUCUGCUGUCUGCUCAAGGAAUUCACUUCUACUUCCUAUUGUUUCAGGGUAUCUCUUUUCUGGUAGUGGGUCUUGAUUUAAUUGGAGAGCAGGUCAGUUAAAUUUUGUUGUUAAGAUUUUGGAGUUAGUUCAUGCAGAUAGGUUACUUACAGGUCAUCUGUGACCUACGCAGAACCAUAGUAGUUCAGUUAGUGUUCUUAAGCUCAUUUGCUCUCGAUUGACACUGUUGAUCACUUCUUGCUCGUGUAUUUGAGAUCAGCGUCGUAGUCUUGAUCGAUUCAAGUCGAGCAAAUGAUGUGAAAUGGUUAAGUUAUAGAGGGGAAAAAGAGGAGCAUGAAACUGUGGGGAAAGAUUGUGAUAAAAUAGAACAUUGUAUACAUGCAAGUGUCAAGAACAGGAUGUUCCGAGGUUAGAGGAACCUUUAUUCUUUAUUUAUGUCGAACUCAUGAUUUCUGUACCAUGAACUUAUAAUUUCAUUGUAUGUGUUGAAAUUCAUUGAUGUUGUGAAA